Molecule: messenger RNA, 894 nt
Organism: Vicia villosa (hairy vetch)
Lineage: Eukaryota; Viridiplantae; Streptophyta; Magnoliopsida; Fabales; Fabaceae
Exons: 1
Coding region: 1-894 (297 amino acids)
Molecular function (GO): catalytic activity
Source: RefSeq, a predicted model, not a curated record
AUGAUUAUUGGUUCUUUGAAUAUUAGAGGGGGUAUGAAUGUUCUCAAGAGAAGGAGAAUUUCGUCUUUGAUCAAGAGGGGAAACGCGAAUAUUUUUUUAUUACAAGAGACAAAAAUUGUGAGUAUGGAUGACGUGACAGCUAAAAGCUUUUGGAGAGAUACGGAGGUGUGUUAUUCUUUUUCCAAUUCUUUGGGGAGAUCGGGGGGAAUCCUAACCAUUUGGAAUAAGGAUGUAGUCGACGUCGAGAAUAGCUUUAAAGGGGACGGUUUUUUGGGAAUCAAGGUGAGGUGGAAAAAUCAAGUCUACUAUGUGGUGAAUGUUUAUUCUUCUUGUGAGCAUAGAAAAAAGAAAUUAUUGUGGAAGGAUCUUCUAGGUUUGAUGGAGAAAUUCAAAGAUGGGGAUUGGAUUUUAGGAGGUGAUUUUAAUGCUAUUAAAAAUGGUGGAGAAAGAAGAGGAAGGGCGAUUUUGGAGAAUCAAAGAGAGAUGAAUUUAUUCGCGGAAUUCAUUGACAAGACUCUUUUGGUGGACAUACCUUGUAAAGGGAAGAAAUUUUCUUGGUUUAGUGGUGACGGCAAGUCGAAAAGUAGAAUUGAUCGGUUCCUUUUAUCUAGUAAGGUUGUGAAUAGAUGGGAGGUGAUUGGUCAAUUCAUUGGAGACCGGGAUGUUUCAGAUCAUUGUCCUAUUUGGGUGAAGUCGGAUAAGGUUAUUUGGGGGCCUAAACCUUUUAGAUUCAAUAAUGAGUGGUUUGCUUUUGAGUCUUUUAUUCCGUUUGUGGAGGGUGAGUGGAAGGGUUUGAAGAUAGAGGGAAGAGGUGAUUUUGUUUUAAAAGAAAAGUUUCGGCUACUAAAAGACAAACUUAAAUGGUGGAAUAAGGAGGUGUUUGGGAGGAUAUAA